UGCUGUUGCACGCUUCUUUCCUCCACAGUAGCCUUCUAUGUAGUGAGGCAGAGGAGCAAGUAAAUUUAGAAAGAAUGCCAUCAUCAAGAGACAGACAGAGAGAAACAAAAUGUUCCCAUUUCCUGUAACAUCAAGUUGGAUUUGAAGAAGGAAACUUGUGAGGCUGACAUGAAUACCAUGGAGACAAAGACUGUAAAUGUUAAGGAGGAGGAAUGUGAAUGGGAGUCUGUUCACUCCAGAAAUGAGAGACUGGGCGUAAAUGAGGACAGCAAACUGUGGUCAGUGGGCAUUAAAGAAAAGGCUGAAGAGAAGUCUAUCAGCAUUGAGACUUCCAAACAUAAAAGUAUUGAGAGUGUCAAGGAAGAAGAGCUUCAUGAUGGGUGUCAAGGUGGAGUGGUGAGCGGGUUGGUCUCUUCUCAAAGCCGACGCUGUUCAUCCCCAGAGUCUUCCCUUGAUGUGAAGUCUGAAUUACUACAGCCUGACCCAAACAGGACUGAGGAAAUUUCAUCAGUUAGGACACCACAAGAUCAACCACCACCUACAAAUAAGAAUCAAGAAAGUAACAAACCUUAUUGCUGUUCUGAAUGUGGUAAGAUGUUUACACAAAGAAGAAAUCUUCAGAUUCACAAAAGAAUUCACACUGGAGAGAAGCCAUUUUGCUGUUCUGAAUGUGGCAAACAGUUUUCACAAAGAAGCAAUCUUCAGCGCCAUAAACAAAUUCACACUGGAGAGAAGCCAUAUUGCUGUUCUGAAUGUGGCAGACGAUUCUCUGACAGGAGCCAUCUUCGGAGCCACAAAUUAAUUCACACUGGAGAGAAGCCAUAUUGCUGUUUAGAGUGUGGCAAACUAUUCUCACGAACAAGCACUCUUCAGUGGCACAAACGAAUUCACACAAGAGAGAAGCCAUAUUGUUGUUCUGAGUGUGUGAAAAAAUUCCAUAGCAUCAGUGAUCUUCUGAGGCAUGCGAGAAUUCACAAUGGAGAGAAACCAUAUUGCUGUUUUGAAUGUGGCAAGCAAUUCUCUAACAGGAGUAAUCUUCUGAGCCAUGCAAGAAUUCACAAUGGAGAGAAGCCAUAUUGUUGUUUCGAAUGUGGCAAACGAUUCUUAAGAAACAGCACGCUUCAGUCCCAUAAACGUAUACACACAGGAGAGAAGCCAUAUUGUUGUUCUGAAUGUGGCAAAACGUUUUCCCGAAGAAGCACUCUUCAGAGCCACAAAAUAAUUCAUACAGGAGAGAAGCCGUAUGGUUGUACAGAAUGUGGCAAACAAUUCUGUCACAGGAGUAAUCUUCUGAUCCACAAAAGAAUUCACACAGGAGAGAGGCCAUAUAGCUGUUCUGAAUGUGGCAAAAAAUUUUCACAAAGCGGCAUUCUUCAGCGCCACAAAAGAAGUCACAGAGGAGAGAAGUCUAUACAAAACUGACCCUGCUCUGCAACGCCUCCAUAAUAAAAGACGUAUCACUAUUCUGAGCA
Molecule: messenger RNA, 1472 nt
Organism: Polypterus senegalus (gray bichir)
Lineage: Eukaryota; Metazoa; Chordata; Cladistia; Polypteriformes; Polypteridae
Product: zinc finger protein 501-like
Exons: 3
Coding region: 169-1422 (417 amino acids)
Source: RefSeq, a predicted model, not a curated record